AUGGGGACUGUACCCGACCCUCUGAGAGUGACUAAGGCCUCCAUGGUGGCAGCUUCUGGAAAGGAAGAGAGUCGAGGAGAGCUGCAGAGUAUCGCCCCACAACAGGCUCAGCCCGAGAAGAAUGCUAGUGGCCUUGGCAAUGCCCCUGCUGAACUCAGCCUCAGGCUCGGCGCAGCUGCUGGGGCCCUGAUGCAAGCUUGUGUGCAUGAGACCAGCCAGCAAGACAUGGCAGCCCCUGGUGUGCUGCAUGAGGUGGCACAAGUGUCUCCCACACACAACACUCCCGAGGACCCCCAGCCACAACGAAGCAAGGAGCUGGCAGCGCCAGGCCCGGAUCCAACUGCAGAAGAGGAACUUACAUCGGCACCGGUUUUAAUGGCAGCCGUUCAGCAUGCUCACCGUGCCAUCCGAGGUGACCUGCCAAAUCCUAGCACCUCUCUGGUACCUGAAGAUUCCUUGGUGAAGUCAAAGGCAAACUCAAACAGUGCAAAACCUGAGAUGUCAAGUUGUCCUACCAGGGUCACCUGUUGCAGCAGCAAAAAUCAAGUGCUCUGUGAUUUUCCUUCUCCAGAAAAUACGCAGGGAAUUGUACGGGCUUCAGAUCCUGCAAUGGGGGUUCACGCAUCCCCUUCCGCAGACAGACCUGAUGGGGAAGGGCAGAAAGGCAACAGUAGUAACAGCACAGUAGGGUCCAAUGAGCCUGUAGCAAGAGGAGGGUGCUCAGAGAAUGAACAGCCUUCUGCUACUGCCUCAGACACCACAGGUGAAGGGUCUGAAAAGCUUCCCCCAUCCCCCCUCACCAGCGGAGAUCCCACUUGUUCUCCAGAUGCAAAGAAGGCACCGCUGCUAGCACAGCAUCCGGUGUCAAGGUUCAAAGAAGCCGCUACUAUGACCUGCCAAGCUGAAAGGGAGACUAAGGAGGUCCCUGGAAGGGCUUGGCAAGAUGCUGAGGUGCAGGCAGUGGCAAGUGUGGAGAGCAGGUCUGUCUCUACCAGCCCCAGCAUCCUCUCUGCGUUCUUAAAGGAAAUUCCUGCUCCUGAGCCGGAGAACGGGCAAGAGCAGCUACGUGUAGUUUGCCAUGGUAAAGGCAGUGGAGGCCACUCGCUGGAACUCUCGAACAGCAUGGCAGACCCCCGGGGGUCAAGGCAGUGCAUUGGCAUUGUGCCACAGGUGCACAUCCAGCCAGCUGCUGCCACUCCUGCAGCUGUCCAGGGGGAAUGCAAACCGGAAAACAAACCAGGGGAAGCCUUUAAAUCCUCACUGAUGGCCUCCAGUCAAAAGCAGGAUACAGAGAAAGAUGGGCAGUCUUCAGCAAGCGAAGAGGCACCCUCCGGGCAGCCUACAGGUACUAAUCCUGGCUCCCAGAAAGCCAGCCCCAUUGACACGAUUUCCCCCUUUGCUGGAAGUCAAGCUGAGAUAAGUCAUGGGUUAGUGAAAACGACAAAUGACCACAAAACUGAGCCAGACUGCAAACUACCUGACUUGCGUGGAGGCGCCAGUAAAGAUGACCAGCUGGAGAGCUUGAAUCCCACUGAUAACAGAGGUGCAAAGGACGGGAAGUCUGCUUCUCCUCACAUUGUCAAAGAGCACACAGCUGGGACCACCUGCACCCUAGACGCCAAAACCCUGCUACUAAAUCCUAAACCUCAAGAAAAUGAAGGCACAGGACCAGAGGCCAACCUUGCACCCUCCCCAGGGCGGAAGAGCCAGCAGAACACCAUGGAAGAACACAGACAGACCAAGACAGCCACGAGUCUGAGCCUGCCAUCCGAUGGCACAGGCGACUCGAGCCCGGGCUCUGGCAAGAGGACCCCUUCUCGUUCGGUCAAGGCCAGCCCACGCAGGGCCAGCCGGGUGAGCGAGUUCCUGAAGGAGCUCAACGUGACGGCAGCUGCUGCCCAGGUGGGGCUCACACCUGGAGAAAAGAAGAAACAGAUGGGUGCAGACUCCAAGCUGCAUCUGAAACAGUCCAAGCGAGUCAGGGACGUAGUGUGGGAUGACCAAGGCAUGACCUGGGAAGUGUAUGGUGCUUCCUUGGACCCAGAGUCCCUGGGAAUUGCCAUCCAGAACCAUUUACAAAGACAAAUUAAGGAACAUGAGAAGCUAGUUAAAACACAAAGUGGCCAGAUUCGAGGAUCUAUUUCCUCAGAUUCUUCUUCAAAUAAGAAGCUCAAAGGGAGACAGCAGGGCGUUCUGCAGUCCAUGCUGCAAAACUUCCGGCGCCCCAACUGCUGUGUUCGCCCCGCCCCAUCUUCUGUGUUGGACUGA
Molecule: messenger RNA, 2268 nt
Organism: Cricetulus griseus (Chinese hamster)
Lineage: Eukaryota; Metazoa; Chordata; Mammalia; Rodentia; Cricetidae
Source: RefSeq, a predicted model, not a curated record